This is a messenger RNA of Dovyalis caffra, 1206 nucleotides long. Lineage: Eukaryota; Viridiplantae; Streptophyta; Magnoliopsida; Malpighiales; Salicaceae. The record is from the annotation of a GenBank genome assembly.
AUGGUUGCAGUCCCUGUUUCUAAAGAAUGCAGAAGACUAGAAACAGCUUUGGGGCGGAGCAUUGAGAAAGCCAUCAAAGCGAAUACUGAUGCACUGUGGGCUCGAUUUCAAGAAGAGAAUGCAAAGAAUGAGAAGUUAUUGCGAGAUCGCACACAACAGAUAACAAGUUUGAUCUCGAAUUUUAUCAAUAAGGACUUUGCAGCCAUGUUAGAGAAAACACUGAAGAAGGAAUUGGCUUCAGUUGGACAAGGUGUAGUUCGCACAAUAUCUCCAGUCGUCGAGAAAACAAUAUCUUCAGUUAUUGUUGAGUCUUUCCAGAGAGGAAUUGGUGAUAAGGCAGUGAAUCAACUGGAUAAAUCAGUAAACUCAAAACUCGAGGCUACUGUUGCUAGGCAAAUUCAAGCACAGUUUCAAACUUCUGGCAAGCAAGCUCUUCAGGAUUCCUUGAAGGCUGGUCUGGAAGCGUCAGUAAUCCCUGCCUUUGAGAUGUCAUGCAAAGCUAUGUUUGAUCAAGUCGAUUCUGCCUUCCGGAAAGGGAUGGUUGAGCAUACAACUGCAGCUCAGCAGCAUUUUGAAUCUGCACAUUCUUCACUGGCACUCACUUUAAGGGAUUCCAUCAACUCAGCAUCAUCAUUGACAAAAACCUUGAGUAUGGAGUUGGCUGAUACGCAAAGACAUCUGUUGGCUAUUGCAGCAAACUCAGGUGCAACAAAUCCAUUGGUUAGACAACCUAGCAAUGGACCUUUGGCUAGCUUCCAUGAGAAGGUUGAAACCCCUUUGGAUCCAAAGCAAGAGCUAAAAAGAUUAAUAUCUGAACGCAAAUAUGAGGAGGCUUUCACUAUUGCGCUGCAAAGAAGUGAUGUGGCUAUGGUAUCCUGGCUGUGUUCUCAGGUUGAUUUGCAGGGUAUCAUGUCUCUGUCUCCUCUUCCUCUAAGCCAAGGAGUAUUAAUCUCUCUUCUACAGCAGCUGGCCUAUGAUAUAAGCAAAGAGACUCCCCGAAAGCUUGAGUGGAUGACAUUGGUGGCGGCUUCCAUACUGCCAUUCGACCAAACGAUUGGUUACUACGUGCGGCCUACUGUUGAGCAAGUCUCUGAGAUUUUGAACCAUCUACGGAGCUCACCCGGUGGUCCUGGUCCUGGUCCUGAGCUCGCAAGCAUCCGUGUUCUCAUGCAUGUCAUUAAUAACUUGCUGGCGACCUGUAAAUGA